AUGUCAUCUGCUUUUGCCAUAUAUGCCUUUCAAGCAUUUCAGAGGUCGCCCCCUACACCAAUAUAUAUAUAUAUAUAUAUAUCCCUCUCUCUCUACCUCACUCACUCCCUUUAUCUUCAUCUCUAUUCCUCUCUCUCUCCCUCUCCCUCUCUCUCUCCCUCUCCCUCUCUCUCUGCCUCUCUGCCUCUCUUUCCCUUUCUCUCCCUCUCUCUUCCACUCUGUUCCUCUCUCUUUACCUGUCUCCCUUCCAUUCUCUCUCCUUUUCUCUUCAUCUCUCUCUUCCUCUCUCUCCUUCUCUCUUCCUCCCUCUCCCUCUCUCUUCCUCUCUCUCUACCUCUCUACGUCCCACUGUCUCCUUUCUCUCCAUCUCUCUCCCUCUCUUUUCCUCUCUCUCUCCCUUUCUCUCCAUCCCUCUUCCUCUCUAACUCUCUCUCCAUCUCUCUCCCUCUCUUUUCCUCUCUCUCUCCAUUUCUCUCCAUCUCUUCCUCUCUAACUCUAUCUCCAUCCCCCUCUCUCUCCAUCUCUCUCCCUUUCUUCCUCUCUCUCCCGCUCUCCCUCUCUCUACCUCUCUACUCCUUCUAUCUUUCUCUCUCACACUUUCUAUCGUCUCCAAAACAAAACUACUUUCCAUAG
Acanthosepion pharaonis is the source of this 633-nucleotide messenger RNA. The record is from the annotation of a GenBank genome assembly. Lineage: Eukaryota; Metazoa; Mollusca; Cephalopoda; Sepiida; Sepiidae.